Molecule: messenger RNA, 591 nt
Organism: Thyridium curvatum
Lineage: Eukaryota; Fungi; Ascomycota; Sordariomycetes; Thyridiales; Thyridiaceae
Exons: 1
Coding region: 1-591 (196 amino acids)
Source: RefSeq, a predicted model, not a curated record
AUGGCAUUAGUUCAUCGAAAGCAGCGCUCCAUCUAUAUUCAAACUGUUCAAGCCCUAGAAGAGGGACAAUCCAUUCAGGACUUUAACUGGCAGACGGACGGCUACUUGAGUUUUGAAGUCUAUGAAGGCUUCAAUGCCUGGUCUGGUCGAGUCCGACGUCAAGAGUACCGCAAAGACUGGCCUCACGACGGCGAGCAACACGACCUAUCGCGGUUUGAUGAGCUCAUCAAGAUCCUUCGCCCAAUUCCCAAAGACAAGAUAUACCCUGAAUUCCCCGCCGAAGAGCUUACUCGGUACAAGCCAGAGCAGGACAGAAAUACUCAUGGUCCUUACCUUAAGGCGCCCAAACUCGGACACUACCAGGAAGGCAGAGACGACCUAGCAGUCAGGAUGCUCAACGAAGCCAGAAUCUAUGAGAGCAUAUUACGCAGCCCACACAGCAACCUAGUUAAAUAUCUUGGUUGUGUUGUGGAAGAGAGUCGGGUGGUGCGCUUAGCAUUGAGGAGGUAUACCAAGUCUCUGGAUGACUAUUGUCAGGGCGAGAUGCUGGACCAAUCUACUUUUCAAUGGCUUGUGGAUUGCCUAGAUUAG